AUGUCUAGCAGAAGAUCAGUGUACAGACAUAAAAAGAUCCAGCAACAAAACUUAGAUAUUGCUUAUGCACUAGCCUGUUACAAUAUAUCUGAAAAUGACGAAACUUGCCUUCCGAACCAACAUACUCUAGAACAUAAGAUAGAUGAUGAUGAAGAAACGAAAUCAGAAACAUCAUCUCCAGAUUUUGAAGAUCUGCUUGAGAUGGAUGUUUCAUCGGACACCAGCGACGAAUUUAGCGAACAUGAUUCUAUGGAAGAAGAUAACAUGGAAGUCGAUGAAACCAGGUUUGAAUAUGACGAUUUCAUGCCUGAGACAGGUAUCACUCCAAACAUUAUUGCUUGUCUGCUCGUCAUGUUCAAACGACGUCAUCGUUUGUCUAUACAAUGUAUCUCGGAUCUUUUAAAAUUAUUGUCGAUUUUGGGAGUUGAUAGUGCACCUCGUUCAUGGCAUAUGUUAAAACGACUGAUUACUAAAAUUGAUGUUGCACCAUCCUACCACUAUCCAUGCUCCAGUUGUUCUGCCGCAUCUACUUGUUCACGAAAAUGUUCAAAUUGUGGUUACAGUUUUUCAUCAAAUAUUCCUCGCGAUUAUUUUUUGACGUUUUCAGUUAAAGAUCAGGUUGAGAUUAUAUUGAGCAAUAAUGCUGAUAUCGACAUAUUUUCAUCAUCUUUAAACAAUCACAUAAGUGACAUAAAAGAUGGAAAUUUUUAUCAUCAGUUAAGUAAUAUAUGUCCUGACAAGUUUAUCACACUUACAAUGAACGUUGAUGGCGUAGAAGUGAAAAAAGGCUCUAAACAAUCAAUAUGGCCUAUGCUACUUGUUGUCAAUGAGCUUCCAAUAAAUCGGCGGAAUGCUUUUGAAAAUGUAAUAAUUGCUGGUAUAUGGUCAGGAUCCCAUAAGCCUUCUCGGGAGCAAAUGCAAUGCUUUCUGGCCCCUGUUGUUGAACAGUUAUCGUUAUUGGAACACGGAUAUCCUUUUUUUGAUUAUCAAAAUUCAGAACGUUUACAGAAUACUAUUAUCAAAGUAUUUUUAAUUGCUGCCUGCUGUGACAAGCCCGCACAGGCUCUCGUUCAAAACAUUGCAGAACCUAUCGCAGCGUUUGGGUGUGGUCGUUGCGAACUCGAAGGUAUAGUAUGA
Messenger RNA from Rotaria socialis, 1137 nucleotides. Lineage: Eukaryota; Metazoa; Rotifera; Eurotatoria; Philodinida; Philodinidae. The record is from the annotation of a GenBank genome assembly.